AUGGCUCAUUUGAAACGAACGAACCGCCGUUGUACGACAUUAUUUCUUGAUAAAUUCGCUUUUCGAGAUCAAUAUGGAUUUCUUAAAGAUCCACGACAGGAGAAAGCCGAUGAUUUCACAUCGAUAAAUGCUAUUUCGUCCUCUGACAAUGAGAAAACGGAUAUCGAAUUGGAUAAGAUGAAUGUCGAGAUAAGCGAGAUGUUACGUGGUUUGGAAUUACGAAAGCGUGCGUAUUAUGUCAAUAUGCCGAAUCAUGUCUAUGUUAUUGGAGGUUAUCUAUUUGAUCCGUUUCGUAAGGAGCGUCGACCACCGGGCAAUGAUUGGAGAUGGGAUAUGGAUGAGAAAAAACUAGAGAAAAUACCGCCGAUACCAGGUUAUGGACGAAUUAAUUUUGGUAUAGCAGCAAACAACGGAAAAGUUGUUGUUAUUGGAGGAAAUACAAUCUUGAAUAAACCCACUGAGACGUGUUACGUUUACGAACAAAAUGAUGAACAAUGGCAGAUGUUACCGUCACUGCCCAAUCCAUUGUGUGGUACGAUGAAUUUGCAGUUUUAUGAUUUAUUUUCUAUAGAAUAUAGUUUAGGUUCUGCCGUGACACUUGAUGAGAAGGAUACUUUGUAUGUUUUCGGUGGCUAUGAUUUACUUUCAGGGAAUGUUCAAUUUCGAAAUGAUCUCUUGCAACUUGAAGAUCUAACCGCCAAAAGAUGGAUCAAAUUGAAAAAUACAUUUAAUAUCGAAGAUAAAUCUCAAACUGUUCUGCCGCGCGCACGUGCAUUACUUGUUGCGUGUGGAGAUGAUGUAUUGCCACCCGAUGGUGGUUUAUUUGCGUGCGGCGGAUAUCAUAAAUCACCUACAGGAGACUUAAUUCCUGUUCCGGAAAUCUUAUGUUAUGAUAAAUCAACAAAAGAUUGGAUAUUUUUGUCGAGUAUACCAAACCUUAAAAAAAUGAAUGUGUUCUCAGUUGAUAAUAACGUCUUGGUUAUAUCCGAUAAAGUUACGACUGAAGAAGACGAAGAACUUAUACCGAUAUCCAAAUAUGAUUUCACAAAUCGAAAAUGGAUAAUGAUAGAUCAAAAAGAGAUCGAAGAAACUCCAAUCGUAAAAACAGAAGCAGAUCAAUGA
Molecule: messenger RNA, 1122 nt
Organism: Adineta ricciae
Lineage: Eukaryota; Metazoa; Rotifera; Eurotatoria; Adinetida; Adinetidae
Source: the annotation of a GenBank genome assembly